GACCGAGUUAGAUCGCUCCUCCCCACUAUAUAUAGCCAUGGGCUCCCGCUAAUUCCCUUCAAUCUUAUUCAUGCAAUUCUGCUUAACUUCUUUUAAGUGGGAAUCCUUCACUUUUCCAUAAAUGGAGUCUCGCUAAUUGUCUUGAUUCUUGCUGUUUUUCCCCUUUCUGUUUGCAAAGUUUGAAGCUUUUUGAAUACUAGGAUUCUGGGAUUUUGGGAAGUGGCUUUACCAUGUAAAUUUAUCUCAUUUUGCUUGUUGGUUUUUGGCUCUUUGCAUUUUGGUUUGAAGUAGUUGAUGAUUUUGAAAAGUUUCUGUUUAGAUGUAAGUUGAGUAUUGAUAUGAUGGAUCUGAGCAUUAUUGUUGCCAACCUUUAGUUCACUUCUGUGUUGUUGAUCAGUAAUGCAUUCAUUUCGUUAAAUCUUUUCUGUUUCUGAUACUAACAUGGAAUUCAUGUAGGACUAGGAAAGUUCUUGCAGAGCUAUGACCAGUUUCUGUGUUUGAUCCCACUUCAUUCAUCGCUGAUCGAUUCUUUUGUUCGUUUUAGUUGAUCAUAUACAAACUAUUCUUUUCAAAUUUUGUCAGGAUGUAACCUGUUCUCGAAUUCUUGACAGAGUUUUAGUUGACAUGGACCUCUUGAAAGGUCUCAAAGUAUUAUACAUAGCCUCAAAGAUAUCCCAACUUUUUUACAAUAAUCAAGUAGUUUUAUGUUUCUUCUGCCCACAGCCUUUUAUGUGCAAAUAUAGUUUGUGAUAUUAGCCUCUCGAGUACCACUUUUGUUCGUUUCAGUGUUGUUUCAUUUACGCGUUUCUUUGUUAAUAUUUGUGUGAGAAUUUUGGGAUGGAGGAAACCUUUGUUCCCUUUCGUGGGAUUAAGAAUGAUCUCAAAGGGAGGCUUCCGUGCUACAAACAAGAUUGGAGUAGCGGGAUAGGCACAGGUAUCAGGAUCUUGGCUCCAACAACGUAUAUAUUCUUUGCAUCUGCAAUUCCUGUUAUAUCUUUCGGUGUGCAACUGGAGAGAAACACCAAUGGAACUUUAACAGCAGUGCAAACACUUGCAUCAACUGCACUUUGUGGCGUGAUCCACUCUGUCAUAGGUGGACAGCCACUACUUAUACUUGGUGUAGCCGAGCCCACAGUGUUAAUGUACACUUUCAUGUUCGAUUUUGCCAAAGAUCGAAAAGAUUUGGGGGAGAAGUUGUUCUUAGCCUGGACAGCAUGGGUCUGUGUGUGGACGUCCAUUUUGCUUUUCUUGCUGGCUAUCUUAGGUGCUUGCUCUAUUAUCAAUCGGUUUACGCGUGUUGCUGGUGAAUUGUUUGGUCUUUUAAUCGCAAUGCUCUUUAUGCAGCAGGCAAUUCGUGGAGUUGUGGAGGAGUUUGGCAUUCCGAAGAGAGGAAAAGAAAGUGCAACUGCUCUUUUACCUUCCUGGCGCUUUGGAAACGGAAUGUUUGCUUUGGUGCUUUCAUUUGGCCUUCUUCUUACUGCAUUGAGGAGUCGCGAGGCUAGAUCCUGGCGCUAUGGUGCAGGGUGGUUUAGAGGGUUUAUCGCGGACUAUGGUGUCCCGCUGAUGGUGCUUGUGUGGACUGGUGUGUCUUACAUACCAGCUAACGACAUUCCUAAAGGGAUACCAAGAAGACUCGUUAGCCCAAAUCCGUGGUCAGCUGGUGCAUACACGAACUGGACAGUCAUCAAGGACAUGGGGGAUUUGCCACUACUUUAUAUAAUUGGAGCAUUUAUUCCAGCCACAAUGAUAGCUGUGCUUUAUUACUUCGAUCAUAGUGUUGCAUCUCAACUUGCACAGCAGAAAGAGUUCAAUCUAAAGAAGCCGUCUUCUUAUCACUAUGAUCUCCUGCUCUUGGGACUUUUGGUGAUAAUAUGCGGUCUCAUCGGCAUUCCUCCUGCCAAUGGAGUUAUUCCGCAGUCCCCAAUGCACACGAAAAGUUUGGCCACUCUGAAACAUCAGCUUUUGAGGAACAAGCUCGUAUCAACUGCACGAGAUAGCAUCAGUAAAAACGCCAAUCUAUCUCAGCUGUAUAGAAGCAUGCAAGAAGCAUACACAGAGAUGCAGACUCCACAUGUAUACCAAACUCCAGCUGCUUUGGGACUAAAUGAGCUGAAAGAAUCAACCAUUCAGCGCGCAUCCACUAGUGGCUACAUGGACGCGCCAGUUGAUGGUGCCAUCUUUGAUGUGGACAAGGAUAUCGAUGAUCUCCUACCUGUGGAAGUUAAGGAGCAACGCGUCAGCAAUCUGCUUCAGGCCUUAAUGGUCGGAUGUUGUCUUGCUGCCAUGCCUCUCUUGAAAAAGAUCCCCACUGCCGUCCUCUGGGGCUACUUCGCCUUCAUGGCAAUAGAGAGCUUGCCAGGAAACCAGUUCUGGGAAAGAAUUUUGCUGCUUUUCACAGCUCCAAGUCGAAGAUACAUGGUGCUAGAGGAGUAUCACGCGACCUUUGUGGAGACUGUGCCUUUCAAAACAAUAGCACUCUUCACAUUGUUUCAGACGUUUUACUUGCUUUUAUGCUUUGGAAUAACGUGGAUCCCCAUAGCCGGCGUCCUCUUCCCUUUGCUGAUCAUGCUUCUUGUCCCGGUGCGCCAGUAUCUGCUUCCCAAGUUCUUCAAAGGAGCUCAUCUGCAAGACUUGGAUGCUGCAGAGUAUGAAGAAGCCCCUGCUAUUAACUACAACAUAUCCUACGACGUUUUAUGCAUUCAGGAACAAGGUAACACCAUCAAUCUCGACAGUGGUGAGUUGUUGGACGAGAUGAUUACAAGAAGUCGUGGUGAGAUCCGCCAUGGUCGUAGCCCAAAGGUCCAUAGUUCAACUCAGUCACCUCGGGAGGAAAUGAAGUCCAUGUACAGUCCUAGGCUGCCUGAGAGGGUGCAGAGCCCACAUCUUAGUGAAAUAAGAUCGGAGUUAAGCCCGAGGUUGAACGGUAGACAAGUAGAAUUAAGGCGAACCCCGAGCCCUCUCGGACAAAAUAGUCAUGGAUCAUCAUCUUCUUGAUCCAGACAAUCUCCAUUAGUUCUCAGUUUGGUGCUUGAGAGGUCCUUAUUAUGUAGAAGAGACUUGAGUAAUAAUUUAGAUAUUUGGCUGUUCUAACAUCUUAGUUUUUGUGUUUAUUGUCUUCCUACAUUGUAUACAACGUUCACUCUCAUGGGCAGAAGACAGUUAAUCAUAAAAAUGGGAGUUAUUUAUUUGAAA
Messenger RNA from Salvia splendens (bonfire salvia), 3192 nucleotides. Its product is annotated as probable boron transporter 2. Gene Ontology annotation, molecular function: solute:inorganic anion antiporter activity. Gene Ontology annotation, biological process: monoatomic anion transport; transmembrane transport; monoatomic ion homeostasis. The coding region runs from base 838 to 2994 and encodes 718 amino acids. Gene Ontology annotation, cellular component: plasma membrane. Lineage: Eukaryota; Viridiplantae; Streptophyta; Magnoliopsida; Lamiales; Lamiaceae. The transcript has 12 exons. The record is from RefSeq and is a predicted model, not a curated record.